CAUGUCUGUGCCUGAAAUGACACAAUAAGGGCAAGUGUACAACUGGGCUUCACUGCUGCUGGGAGUCCUUAGAAUUUAUGCCUUCCUGUGUCAAAGACAUCAUUUUUCCUAAUUUCCAGAUGUGUUUCUCUGUGUACCACCCUCAUAUAACUACAACAACAACAAUAACAGCAACGACAACAAGAAUAGCUAACAUUUACUGAGUUCUUCUUCUGUGCCAUGCCGUUUGCUAAAGUUACCCUUGGAAGCAGAGGUCCAGGCAGAGGUAUUACCAAGUCAUCUUUGCGGCCCUCCUUCAGAAUAAAAGAAAGAUGGCCAAGGAGAGGGGCCAAAUAAGCCCCAGUGAUUUUGCCCAGCUGCAGAAGUACAUGGAAUACUCCACCCAAAAGGUCAGUGAUGUCCUAAAGCUCUUUGAGGAUGGCGAAAUGGCUGAAUAUCUCCAAGGAGAUGCCAUUGGGUACAAGGGAUUCCAGCAAUUUUUGAAAGUCUAUCUGGAAGCAGAUAAUGUUCCCAAUCACCUAAGUCUGGCACUGUUUGAAUCCUUCAAGACGGGUCACUGUUUAGAAGACACUGUGAAAAAUGAUCUCGUAUGUCUCAGUGAUGUCUCCUGCUACUUUUCCCUUCUGGAGGGUGGCCGGCCAGAAGACAAGCUAGAAUUCACCUUCAAGCUGUACGACACGGACAGAAAUGGGAUCCUGGACAGCUCAGAAGUGGACAGAAUCAUCAUACAGAUGAUGCGAGUAGCUGAAUACCUGGAUUGGGAUGUGUCUGAGCUGAGGCCGAUUCUUCAGGAGAUGAUGAAAGAGAUUGACUAUGAUGGCAGCGGCUCUGUCUCCCUAGCUGAGUGGCUCCGGGCUGGGGCCACCACCGUGCCACUGCUAGUGCUACUGGGUCUGGAGAUGACUCUGAAGGACAAUGGGCAACACAUGUGGAGACCCAAGAGGUUCCCCCGACCAGUCUACUGCAACCUGUGCGAGUCAAGCAUUGGUCUUGGCAAACAGGGGUUGAGCUGUAACCUCUGUAAGUACGUCGUUCAUGACCAGUGUGCCAUGAAGGCCUUGCCUUGUGAAGUCAGCACCUAUGCCAAGUCCCGGAAGGACAUUGGUGUCCAAUCACAUGUGUGGGUGAGAGGAGGCUGUGAGUCUGGCCGAUGUGACCGCUGUCAGAAAAAGAUCCGCAUUUACCACAGUCUGGUCGGACUGCAUUGUGUGUGGUGCCACCUAGAGAUUCAUGAUGACUGCCUGCAAACCAUGGGUCAUGAAUGUGACUGUGGGCUGCUCCGGGAUCACAUCCUGCCUCCAUCUUCCAUCUAUCCCAGCGUCCUGGCCUCUGGACAGGAGCGUAAAAUUAACAAAGCAAGCCAGAAGACCACAGAUGAUUUAAGUUUGAGCACCUUUGAGGCUCUGCGGAUUGACCCUGUUUCUAACACCCACCCACUUCUGGUCUUUGUCAACCCUAAGAGUGGCGGGAAGCAGGGGGAGAGAGUGCUUUGGAAAUUCCAGUAUCUACUAAACCCUCGACAGGUGUUCAACCUCCUAAAAGAUGGUCCUGAGCCAGGGCUCAGAUUCUUCAGAGAUGUUCCUGGUUACCGGAUUUUGGUGUGUGGUGGAGAUGGCACAGUAGGCUGGAUUCUAGAGACCAUAGACAAAGCCAACUUACCAGUUGUGCCCCCUGUUGCCGUGUUGCCCCUGGGCACUGGAAAUGAUCUGGCUCGUUGCCUAAGAUGGGGAGGAGGAUAUGAGGGACAGAAUUUGGGGAAGAUCCUCAAGGAUUUAGAGAUGAGUAAGGUGGUACAUAUGGAUCGGUGGUCCGUGGAGGUGAUACCUCAACAAACUGAAGAAAAGAGUGACCCAGUCCCCUUUCAAAUCAUCAAUAACUACUUCUCCAUUGGUGUGGAUGCCUCUAUUGCUCACCGAUUCCACAUCAUGCGAGAGAAAUAUCCUGAGAAGUUCAACAGCAGAAUGAAGAACAAGCUAUGGUAUUUCGAAUUCGCCACUUCUGAAUCCAUCUUCUCAACAUGCAAAAGGCUGGAGGAGUCUUUAACAGUUGAGAUCUGUGGGAAACCACUGGAUCUGAGCAACCUGUCCCUAGAAGGCAUCGCAGUGCUGAACAUCCCUAGCAUGCAUGGUGGUUCCAAUCUCUGGGGUGAUACGAAGAAACCCCAUGGAGAUAUCCAUGGGAUCAACCAGGCCUUGGGCGCUGCAGCUAAAGUCAUCACCGACCCUGAUAUCCUGAAAACCUGUGUACCAGACCUAAGUGACAAGCGGCUGGAAGUGGUAGGGCUGGAGGGUGCAAUUGAGAUGGGCCAGAUUUAUACCAAGCUCAAGAAUGCUGGACAUCGGCUGGCCAAGUGCUCUGAAAUCACCUUCCACACCACAAAAACCCUUCCCAUGCAAAUUGAUGGAGAACCCUGGAUGCAGACACCCUGUACAAUCAAGAUCACUCACAAGAACCAGAUGCCCAUGCUUGUGGGCCCACCCCCUCGCUCCUCCAAUUUCUUUGGCUUCUUGUGCUGAAGGGGACACCUCAGCCUCCAAGCCAGCCUUGAACCCACCUCUUCAUCCCUGGACUCUACUCCUAGGCUCUGUACAUUGCUGCCACACCCUCCUGCCAGCUCAGGAGAGUGUUCCUUCACCCUCAAAAUAUUUAUUAUCCUGCACCACUUCCACUAUUCGCCAUGCACAUGUGCAUCCACACACACACACACACACACACACACACACACACACACACACACCCCACCACCACCACCACAAACACAUACAUUGAAAGUGCCUCAUCUAAAUAAAAUGACUUUUUUCCCCCACUGGGAUAUCUGUUAAGUAAAUGGUACACCUCCUUUCUGUAUACCUCCACUCUGUAAAUGAUAUAGAUUCUCCCAGAAGCAAGAACAUAAAACAGCA
Leopardus geoffroyi (Geoffroy's cat) is the source of this 2903-nucleotide messenger RNA. It is a transcript of the gene DGKA, whose product is annotated as diacylglycerol kinase alpha. The coding region runs from base 312 to 2516 and encodes 734 amino acids. Gene Ontology annotation, cellular component: plasma membrane. The record is from RefSeq and is a predicted model, not a curated record. Gene Ontology annotation, molecular function: ATP-dependent diacylglycerol kinase activity; calcium ion binding. The transcript is spliced from 24 exons. Gene Ontology annotation, biological process: diacylglycerol metabolic process; lipid phosphorylation; intracellular signal transduction. NCBI's taxonomy places the organism in Eukaryota, Metazoa, Chordata, Mammalia, Carnivora, Felidae.